Microplitis mediator is the source of this 2933-nucleotide messenger RNA. RefSeq names its product homeobox protein SIX2-like (gene Six4). Gene Ontology annotation, molecular function: DNA-binding transcription factor activity, RNA polymerase II-specific; RNA polymerase II cis-regulatory region sequence-specific DNA binding. The record is from RefSeq and is a predicted model, not a curated record. NCBI's taxonomy places the organism in Eukaryota, Metazoa, Arthropoda, Insecta, Hymenoptera, Braconidae. Gene Ontology annotation, biological process: regulation of transcription by RNA polymerase II. The transcript has 4 exons. Gene Ontology annotation, cellular component: transcription regulator complex; nucleus. Bases 239 to 1555 code for a protein of 438 amino acids.
AACAAUAAUUAAAUAAUUUAAUAUUUAAAUAAAUAAUGAAUGAAUUAAUGAAUUAUGAGUUGAUUUAAAACAAAAAUAUGUGUAUUAUAUAAAUUAGUUCAAACAAACUGUCAAUAAAUAGAAUAGAAUAAAUAGUUUGUCUUAUGUAUUUAAUGGGAUAAAAGACUAAUUAAGUACUGAGUGAUAUAUUAUUGUGAAUUAAAGGUAUAGUUUAUGAUAAAACGUGUUUUUAGUGAUAAUGUCCGAAAGUUCGGAUCAAUUGUCAUCACCAAGUAGUGAUUGUAAUAGUCAAAUGGGUCACAGAAGUACCGGAUCAAGUCAUACUGGAUAUAAUAACAUUAUGUCUGGAUUAUCAUUGAGCCUUCAUCAGCAACAAGGUAAUGGUAUUAGUCCAAGUUCACGUUAUACUCAAGAACAAUCUAAUUGUACAAAUUCGGUUGAUGUUUCAACGAGUAAUAUUAAUGUAGGAAACUCAUCAGUCAGUAAUAAUUCGACUAAUUUUACAUCCGAACAAAUAUCAUGUAUGUGUGAAGCUUUAUCGCAGAGUCAAGAUAUUGAAAAAUUAACCAGAUUUCUUUGGUCUUUACCGCCGGGUGAAUUAUUACGUGGUGAUGAAAGUGUACUUAUGGCUCGUGCAGCAGUGGCUUUUCAUCGUUGUGCUUUUCAUGAGCUUUAUUCAAUCCUUGAAAGUCAUCCAUUCUCACCCCGACGGCAUCCGGAGCUUCAACAAAUGUGGUUUAAAUCGCAUUACAGUGAGGCUGAAAAAAUUCGUGGUCGGGCUUUGGGUGCUGUUGAUAAAUAUCGUCUUAGGAAAAAAUACCCUCUGCCUAAAACAAUUUGGGAUGGUGAAGAGACAGUCUAUUGUUUCAAAGAACGAUCGAGAAAUGCACUUAAAGAGUGUUAUACCAGAAAUAGGUAUCCGACGCCAGAUGAAAAAAAAAGUCUUGCUAAGAAGACUGGACUUACUCUCACUCAAGUGUCUAAUUGGUUUAAAAAUCGCCGACAACGUGAUCGCACGCCGCAAGCAAGGCCAGAUAUGCUUUCACUCAAUUGUCAGAAUAACAAUGGUAAUAUCAGUGGUGGCAAUAAUACUGGUAACACAGGUAGUGGUCAUCAGCCUCUUCAGUCACUGGAGUCUGGUAGUCCUAAUUUAGCCAAUUCACCUAUUUCAACAAUGGGUAUGUCACCAGUUGGAAUGAACCCCUGCAGCCCGAUGGGUUUAAGUCCAAUGGGUCCGCAUCAUCAUAGCUAUACUUCACCCGUAACACCAUCAUCGAUACACUCUGCGCACCCUUCUAAUGGAGGACUCAGUCCGAUGAAUGAUGUGAAAUCAUUAUCUUAUGGACGAAACAUCUAUGAUAGUGGCAAAGAUGUAGAACAAAGUUCAAUUUAUUAUUCAACUCACUCCAGUAUGCAUCAUCAGUAUUAUCAGCAAAAUCACCAUCAGGCAGUGGCUAAUGGUCAUCACCAUCAUCACCAUCAUCAUCACCACCAUCAACAAGACAUGCCAUCGGCUUAUGAAAUUAUGCUUCCACCUACUCAGCAUUCUAUGUGACCCAUGGAAUAUGGCAGUAACCGCGAGGAUCAAUUUCAUCAUUGCCAAAGUUUAUGCGAUGAUAUUGUAGCUCGCGCUCAUUCUUUCGCUUAGUGAAUGAAAAGUUUUUGAGAUCUCUCUAUUGAUUUUUAAAAUCGAAAAGAAAUCUUUAGUUUAUGAAUAAUAAAUCAAAGAUUACAUUUAGUCUUAAACCUAAAACAUGCUAAUGUUAUUUUAAUGAAAUCUAUUUUAUUAAAUAAACGUACUUGGGUGAUUCGUUUGGAGCGACUAUUUCUUUUUCACUUCCACUCGAAAUUAUUGUUAUAGACAUUGAAAAAAAAAAUUCCUUGUAAGUUUCAGCCCUUAACUUUAAUUUUAAGUACUUAUAAUUGAUUUUGAAGUUUUCCCAUUUAAAAUACAUCGGAAAGUUAAGAUUUUUUUUCAAUUCUCUAUAACUCAGCAUUUUAACUUAUCAAGUCGCCGUUUGCGGCAUUUUGUAGAUGAUUUACUACUCUUCAAAGUCUCCUUAGUAAUUUUACUGGGACUCGGAAAAAACAAUUAGAGUCCGAGUAAAACUACUAAGGAGACUUUUGAAGAGUAUUAUAUUAUUUACAAAAUGCCGCAAACGGCGACCCGAUAACUUAAAAUGCGGCUGAGUUAUAGAGAAUUGAAAAAAAAUCAUAACUAUCUUAUGUAUUUUAAAUGGGAAAAUUUCAAAAUCAAAUAUAAGUACUUAAAAUUAAUAUUAAGGGCUGAAACUUGCAGGGAUUUUUUUUUUCAAUGUCUAUAACAAUAAUUUCGAGUGGGAGUGAAAAAAAAAUAGUCGCUCCAAACGAAUCACCCUAAUACGUACUUAAAAAUCAAUAAUGUGAAGCAAAUUUGACAAUUUUCAAUAUUUUGAUUCAGCCAUGGAAAUCUAUAAAUUCCUAAAACAGAUGAGAAUCCCUACAUACUAAAAUUAUACGUGAAUUAAUGUAGUAUUUCAAUUAUUAUAAACUAAAUUAUUAAUAUUAUAACAAAAAACAAAAAAAUACACAAGUAUAAAUAUGUAUGCUUUUGCAUACAUAUACGUAAAUAUGAAGGAAAAAAAAUAUUUAUUAAGCAUGUAUAGAAAUUCUGAUUGAUAAACAUACAAUAUAAGAGAUGUAAAAAUGAUUGAUCUGAGUUAUUAUAAUAUUGUAAAUAUAGUUUGAUGUUAUGUAUAAAUGUUACUAGAUUGUGUAAGUAAUGUAGAUAAAAAAUUUACUAUGUAUUAUCACAAUUCAGUUUCUAAUAAAUAGUGCUUAGUCAUUUAAAUUGAUAAAUUUGUUAAUAAACAUGCAAUUUAACAAAAGCUUGUGCUAUAGCUAAAAAUAUUUUGUGGGCAAGGGGCUCUGGUUAAAUAUUGCGAUUCAAAGUU